ACCUGUCUCGCGCCGCCUUCGCUCCCUCGGUCCGUUCUCAGUUGCUUUCUUAUUCUCUUCCAAUCGAUCUCUUAGAGCCACCGUCGCCGCCUGCGGCUCCCCCGGCCGACAAGAAAUCAGUCGUGGCCGCCGUCCAUUGCAGCUGGUCCUCUUCUCUCCUACUCUCUUGAAUCCACCUUCAGUAAGAUUCGUUGUAAUUUCUCUCCUGACAGUUUCAUCCCCUCUUUGUUUUCAUUGCUCUGUAUAAUUCGCGUCUGGAAGCUUUUUGAUUGCCAGUAAUACCUAAGAUAUAGAGAUUCAUACAUUCAUUUAACCCACGCUGUUGUUCCUAAAGCCACUCUCUCCCUGAAAAUUGACAAAUCUUAUGCGUGUUGCGAAUUCUUCAAACGAAGUGAAGCUCUACGCUGUUGACGUUCGUGGGUGAAUUGUGAAAUCUAAGGAAUUCAAAUUCUACGCAUAAACUACCGUGUAAAUCUUUCGGAGCUCACUGUGAUGGCGGCAGACACUAAAUCUUUUGAAUUGGAAGAAACCCAUUACGCGGAACCGGAAGCGAACUCACAGUCUCCAGCGAAGAAGAAUAGGAAGAGCGAGAAGAAAAAGAAGCGAGUUUCAUCAGUGAAUGCCACAAUCCAAGUCCUCAGCAACCAUCCAGAGAAAACUCCACCGCUAGUUGGUUACUUCCCGUCUGGGUUCAAUCCUCACAAGGAUGCCGAUGAGGAAGCGGUCCAGGAACAGAAAUCCAUUAGGGCUAGGGUUUAUAGGAACAAGAACAAACCAAAUAGGAUGCAGCUGGUUGUAAGUCCAACGGGGUCGAAUGUGGAUUUUGUUGGUACCAACUAUUUGGGAGAGGCUACCGCUGGGAAACAGCAUUGCACCUAUGCUCUCGGUGUUCUUGAUAAGGCGACCCAAAGCUUAAAGAUCGUGCCUAUCGCGGCAAACAUGAUAUUUAGAUUGGAUCCAAAAGUCAGAGGUUCAGAUGUUUCUGAAAAGGAAUCUCCAACUGUGGUGGAUGACGAGCUUUCUGUGCAGGAGAAAGCUGAUAGAAUGAGAGAGCUCACCAAUCUAUAUGGAACAAAGAGGUCAAUAAAGCAGGCAAAGAAGCUGCAUUCUUUGAAGCAAGUAGACGAUUCUGACACCCAGAAGGAUCUAGAUGAGAAAAUGAAAAAUGUAGUGGUGAACAAAGAGGCCUUGGAAGGUACAAAUGCGGAAAUUGCUCGCAAUAUACCAACAUAUAAUGCUUCUGCGACUACUCCGCAAGAAGCUUACCCACUCGACAAGAUUAUCCUCAUGGGAGAAUGGAGUUACCUGGAAGAUGUUUAUUCUCUUUUGCGAGCAGAAGCUGAAAUAAGUGCAAAUUAUCCAUCCUUCGUCCGCAACAGAAUUUAUAAAUUGCAAGAUAUUCAGGACGAGGAAGAGAAGAAGAAGCUCUGCUGCAUAUUUUCAUACAUCACCCAUCUAAUAAAGUUCAAGGAUCAGAAUUCUAUGGAUGGUGUUUCUUCUGCGAAGGGCCACAAAAUUCCAAGCAUGCUACGCCAAAAGUUCUCAUCCAUGUUCUCGCUUUUGGAGUCAAGAAGGCUGUCGCCAGAGAAAUCCGACCUUCUCAUUAGCCACGUUCUGGUGCUUACUCUAUUUGCUGAUGAAUUCAGUAGUGAUCCAUCAGACAUAGCAAAGGAUCUGAGAACUAGCCCUUUCACUCUAAGACUCCAUUUUGAUAAUUUGGGUUGCAAGUUUAUACGCAAGAACAACCUGUCGUUGGUUACGCUACCCGUCCCGCUUAAAUUUCCACAGCUGAGUCUAAAGAGACGACGAUAAGUGAUAUGGUUAGAAUGUAGUAGUUACCCUGUUAUUGUAAUUGGAAGAAAGAAGCUGAAUUCUAUUAGUUUUGUGGAGGAAAUCAAAUUUACAUGUCAUUUAUUUCGUAGUCUAAACAGGAUCAUAUUUCUAUGAAAGGCGUUUUCUUGUUUGGUGGCUGAAGCUUAUUUGGAAACGAAUCUAAUGAUUGAGUUUUAAACUUGGUAA
Molecule: messenger RNA, 2019 nt
Organism: Momordica charantia (bitter melon)
Lineage: Eukaryota; Viridiplantae; Streptophyta; Magnoliopsida; Cucurbitales; Cucurbitaceae
Product: DNA binding / DNA-directed RNA polymerase
Biological process (GO): DNA-templated transcription
Molecular function (GO): DNA binding
Source: RefSeq, a predicted model, not a curated record